Colletotrichum karsti is the source of this 2070-nucleotide messenger RNA. Its product is annotated as cop9 signalosome complex subunit 5. Lineage: Eukaryota; Fungi; Ascomycota; Sordariomycetes; Glomerellales; Glomerellaceae. Bases 1 to 2070 code for a protein of 689 amino acids. Gene Ontology annotation, biological process: protein deneddylation. The transcript is spliced from 5 exons. The record is from RefSeq and is a predicted model, not a curated record. Gene Ontology annotation, molecular function: deNEDDylase activity; protein binding; metallopeptidase activity. Gene Ontology annotation, cellular component: COP9 signalosome; cytoplasm.
AUGCAUUACCCUUCCUUCGGACAUUUCCUCCUGGCGAGCAUCCUUGCCGCCCAAGGUGCUCAGUCUUUCUCCCUCGUCCCCACGGGCGAGGUCGCCAGACGCUAUGUGGCUCCCGCCUUGGCACUCGCCAUGCCUGUCGUGGCUGCGCCCCAGGCUGUCAGCAUUGAGGCUCGCGAGCCUCACCACAGGGGCAAGAAGACCAAGAAGGCCAAGAACAACCGUCGCGACGAGUUCGCCGCCGACGAUGCUCUUGAGGCUCGUGACAUCGAGGCCCGUGAGCCUGAGCCUCACCACAGGGGCAAGAAGACCAAGAAGGCCAAGAACAACCGUCGUGAUGAGUUCGCCGCUGAGGAUGCUGCCGACCACGCCGCCGUAGAGGAGCGUGACGUCGAGACCCGCGAGCCCCACCACCGCGGAAAGAAGACCAAGAAGGCCAAGAACAACCGCCGCGACGAGUUCGCCGCCGACGACGCUCUUGAGGCCCGCGACGUCGAGUCUCGCGAGCCCCACCACCGUGGCAAGAAGACCAAGAAGGCCAAGAACAACCGUCGUGACGAGUUCGCCGCCGAGGAUGCCGCCGACCACGCUGAGAUCGAGACUCGUGAGCCUCACCACCGCGGCAAGAAGACCAAGAAGGCCAAGAACAACCGCCGUGAUGAGUUCGCCGCGGAGGACGCCGCCGACCACGCCGAGAUUGAAACCCGCGAGCCCCACCACCGCGGCAAGAAGACUAAGAAGGCUAAGAACAACCGCCGCGACGAGUUUGCCGCUGAGGAUGCCGCCGACCACGCCGAGAUUGAGACUCGUGAGCCUCACCACCGCGGCAAGAAGACCAAGAAGGCCAAGAACAACCGCCGUGACGACUUCGCUGCUGAGGAAGCCGCCGACCACGCUGUUGAGGCUCGUGAGCCCCACCACCGCGGUAAGAAGACCAAGAAGGCCAAGAACAACCGCCGUGACGAGUUCGCGGCCGGUGAGGCCGUCGCUUUCCUCCGUCAAACUGAUCCUGCUCACGCAAUUCGAGCAGCAAAGAUGGAGACAGCUCAGAAGUCGUGGGAGCUCGACAACAACGUCAAGUUGGUCGACCCCAAACGCGAUGCGCUCUACAACCUCGACACCGAUGCUCAAAAGGAAGCGAUGAACGCCCGCCCCUGGGCCAGCAACCCGAACCACUUCAAGAACGUCCGCAUAAGUGCCGUCGCACUCAUCAAGAUGGUCAUGCACGCCCGGUCCGGCGGCAACCUCGAGGUGAUGGGUCUGAUGCAGGGCUACGUCAACGGCGACACCUUCAUCGUCACAGAUGCCUUCCGCUUACCCGUCGAGGGAACCGAGACGCGCGUCAACGCCCAGGGUGAUGCGGAGGAGUACAUGGUCGAAUAUCUCAGUCUUUGCCGUGAGCAGGGCCGUAUGGAGAACGUUGUCGGAUGGUACCACUCCCACCCGGGCUACGGCUGCUGGCUGUCCGGCAUCGACGUCAGUACCCAGGCCCUUCAGCAGCAAUUCCAGGAGCCUUUCCUGGCCGUUGUCAUUGACCCCGACCGUACCAUCAACGCUGGCAAGGUCGAGAUCGGCGCUUUCAGGACGUACCCCGAGAAGUACGUCAAGGAGAAGGAGAGCAGCAGUGGUGGCGGCGGCGGCGUUACGAGCGACGGCUGGCAGGAGGUUCCCCUGGCCAAGGCGGCAGAAUUUGGCGCCCACGCCAGCAAAUACUACAGCCUCGAGGUAUCACACUUCAAGAGCACGCUCGACUCGCACCUGCUGGAGCUGCUGUGGCACAAGUACUGGGUGCAGACGCUGAGCCAGAGCCCCCUCUUCACGAACCGCGACUACGGAAACAAGCAGAUGCUCGACCUCGCGUCAAAGAUCAAGGAGGCAACGACCCAGGUCUCGCGGCAAGGACGGAGCACUUCGGCUAUGAACGCUAUGGCGACGGGUGGCAAGAAGGUGGACGCGUUGGUGGAGAAGCUUGUCAAGGACAGCAACACGGUGGCUACUCAGGAGCGGACCGGUUUGGUUGCCAUGGAGGUGAAGAAGAAGAUCUUCAACGACGUGAGCGCGAACGCGUCGUGA